Molecule: messenger RNA, 2765 nt
Organism: Ctenopharyngodon idella (grass carp)
Lineage: Eukaryota; Metazoa; Chordata; Actinopteri; Cypriniformes; Xenocyprididae
Gene: fezf1
Product: FEZ family zinc finger 1
Exons: 4
Coding region: 994-2286 (430 amino acids)
Cellular component (GO): nucleus
Source: RefSeq, a predicted model, not a curated record
GGCCCCCUGAGGUGACAUUAUAAGACUUUGUAUAAAAAUAGAAAUGAACAGGGCAAUAUGCUACAUUUGCCUGCAUUUAAAACGCAUUAGCCUAUAUGUAUUUGUUCUUUUUUAUUUACUUUUUCGAAUUAAGAUUCGAAAUAUGUAUUUUCCAUUUUGAAUUAAAAUAUUUUUUAACAAGUUAAUUCGAUUACCACAUUCGUGCACAAAAUGUUCAUGUUCUUAGUGUUAUGGCUAGUGUGGUUUAAUUUAUAGUUUAUAGGGAAAAGUUCAGUUGUAAAUGUCUAAACUAAUUUGUGGCAGGUAAAAUAAGAGUAUUACAACGAAAAAAAACGGAGUUACAGACGUUUAAACAAAAUCCCUAAAAUUGUAGUAAUGUCCAUUAAGUCCUAAUUUGUGUUCGCUUUUAUGCUAGUUCACGCGGCACGUCUUAGUCAAAAAGCAGCCCUAAAUAACUCCUAAAUAAAGUAUGUUGUUAUCAAAAUCGCCCUCCAGUCCUACCCAAAAAGAAAAAAAGCGGUUUCAAAGUUUUCAUAUGUCAAAUGUUGACAAACAUGAUGCAUGCGCGCGCCUGUCAUCGUGCGCGAGGUACAAUGAUGUCACAGCGAGGCGCGAGGAGACCGGAGAUUCGCCCAGCGCUUUACAGUGCUAAUAAAGAGCACCUUCUUGAGUUAGUCACCCACAGCAGUGUGUAGGACAAGUGCAGGGAGAGAGAAAAAAGCCGCUCUAGUGAUUGAUAUAACUAAAUCGAGCAUCUGGGCUGCUUUACGUGUCUUUGACGUGCGCGCGUGGUGAGCCCUGAGUUGAGCUAUUGACAAAACACUCUUUAUUGAGCAAUCCGGGGCGGACAUAAGUGCUGAUUGUCCGCAAUUGACAAGCAGCGGAGAAGCCAGGGGGCCUUUGCGCUUGAUGAUGUCUUUUCUUGCGGGUCACUGAGAGGAAUCAAACUUAUCUACAAAAGGAGGACACAGGUACAGGUGCUGCGCUCGAGUCAUGGACAGCGCGCUGUACCACUCAGCGGGAAUACUCGGCGCCCCUUCGGCUCCGACUGGAGGAAGCAUGAUCGCGAGCUCCAAACCUCUCGCUUUUUCGAUCGAAAGGAUUAUGGCCAGGACGCCCGAACCAAAGUCAAUACCGUUCCCGAACUUGUUCCACGCUCCCGUGGGGAAAGCGGAGCCCAAGCAGUCUCCCGCCCCGCUGCACUGCAUGAUCCCCCUCAUGCCGCUCGCCUGCGAGCCGCCUCACAAACUUCACAUUAAUGGAUUAGACCACCCUGACGCUUUUUCGCACAACGCGAACGAGUUGCUGAGCAUCGGGUUGAAUUAUAAGAACGAGCAGCAAGACGCGACCCCGGCCAUCGGACAGUACAAACUCUUCCGGCCGCGCGUGGUCAACCAGUCGUCGUUCCACGCGAUGGGCGCCGCCGUCUGUUACCUGAACUGCGGGGAAAGCGCGUGUCCGCCUCACGCGGGUCUGGUGAACCUGCACCCCAUGGCGUCGUACCUCCUCAACACGCCACUGCACGCGCGCCAGAAGAGCCUGUUUUCCUCGGAGAAGAGCAAACCGGGCGCCGCUGCGGACAGGUGUCCUCCUGGCUUGUCUUUUAAAGAGCUUUCUCACUCUCACCUGCAUCAUUACAUGAAGGAGAGCGCGCACAUCUUGUCGGAGAAGUUGUUCAAGAACUCCGCGGCCAAAUUAAACAGCGGGUCUCCUCAAACCAAACCAAAGGUGUUCACCUGUGAAGUUUGUGGCAAGGUGUUCAACGCGCACUAUAAUUUAACGCGUCACAUGCCGGUUCACACUGGCGCCAGACCGUUCGUGUGCAAAGUGUGCGGCAAAGGGUUCAGACAAGCGAGCACUCUGUGUCGCCAUAAAAUCAUCCACACUCAGGAAAAACCGCAUAAAUGCAACCAAUGUGGCAAAGCUUUCAACCGAAGUUCAACUCUCAACACUCAUACACGAAUUCACGCCGGAUACAAACCCUUCAUUUGUGAAUUCUGCGGGAAAGGAUUUCAUCAGAAAGGAAACUACAAGAACCACAAACUGACUCACAGCGGAGAAAAACAGUUCAAGUGCAAUAUCUGCAACAAAGCCUUCCACCAGGUGUACAACCUCACAUUUCACAUGCACACGCACAACGACAAGAAACCUUUCACUUGUCCGACAUGCGGAAAGGGUUUCUGCAGGAACUUUGAUCUUAAAAAACACAUUAGGAAACUGCACGACAUUUCCCCAUCAGGAUCCCACUCGCCAUCGACACCCACCGGAAACAUGGAGGGUCAGUAAAAUCCCGGAGAGUAAAAAUGCUCCGGAAAAAUCUAUUCGCGCAUGCAACGUUUUAUUUUUUUAAAUGUAUUUUUUAACACUAUUAUUUGUAUAAUUUUGAGCGACCGUCCUCAUUGUUGAAGCUCGUCUGUGAAUGGUAGAUUAUUACAUGAUUCUUUUUACUCUCAGGGUAACGACAGUCUUAUUUAUUUGAAACUGCUGUUGUCAUUUACUUAAAGAGAGUAAUUGAAACCCGUAUAUGGAACAUUGAUUCUCGUGACCGCUGUGUAUUUUAAACUCCAUUUUAUAUGUUUAUUAUUUAUACAGUUCUUUGUAUUAGCUAUACUGUUUGCCGACUGUAAACGUUUUGUUAAAUCAAUGUGAAUAUAUAUGCAAGGCUUGUUGUAUAUUUCCAAUGACAUCUGAUCUGUCAAAAAGAUUAUAAAACAUAUGAUAAAAGGGUUGGGAAUCCAAAUAAAUAAAACAUAUCUUAUGCUAUA